Molecule: messenger RNA, 2409 nt
Organism: Centrocercus urophasianus (Greater sage-grouse)
Lineage: Eukaryota; Metazoa; Chordata; Aves; Galliformes; Phasianidae
Gene: SIRT4
Product: sirtuin 4
Exons: 4
Coding region: 135-1082 (315 amino acids)
Molecular function (GO): NAD+ binding; NAD-dependent protein lysine deacetylase activity
Source: RefSeq, a predicted model, not a curated record
UGGGCUUCUGUUCUUUGAACCACGGGAGCUGUAGUCGCCGUGCUGAGGGCUGAGCUGCGUGCAGACUGCGCUUCCCACAAAGCCCUGCUGGCAGGAAGCCCUUCUCGGAGCUGGCAGCGCUAUGAAAGCUCAACAUGUUCCCUGCCAGGAAGCUCCCAGGAUGCUGCAGAGCCAUCAGACCACACCAUCUCCAGCACCGCUCUGUCCCCAGCGUGUCCCCAAACCUGGCUUUUGUACCGGCCUGCCUCCCCCCGCAUCCCGCAGAAGUAGAAGAGAUGCAGCGUUUUAUUUCCAGCUCCAAGAAGCUGUUUGUAAUGACCGGAGCUGGAAUCUCCACUGAGUCGGGGAUCCCUGAUUACCGCUCAGAAGGAGUGGGGCUCUAUGCCAGGUCGGACCGGCGGCCCAUCCAGCACGUUGAGUUCGUCCGCAGUGCCAGCGCCCGGCAGCGCUACUGGGCAAGGAACUUUGUGGGCUGGCCACAGUUCUCCUCCUAUCAGCCAAACACGGCCCACCUGGUGCUGAGGCAGUGGGAAAAGCUGGGGAAGCUGCACUGGUUGGUGACCCAGAACGUGGAUGCGCUUCACACCAAAGCUGGGAGCAAGCGCAUGACAGAACUGCACGGCUGCACGCACAGGGUUUUCUGCCUGACCUGUGGUGAUCAAACCUCACGCUCUGAGCUUCAGGAGCACUUUGAAGCUCUGAACCCUAGCUGGAAAGCUGAAGCCCUUGGUGUGGCUCCAGAUGGGGAUGUCUUCCUCACGGACGAGCAGGUGCGCAAUUUCCAAGUCCCAGCUUGCAGGAAGUGUGGUGGAAUCCUGAAGCCUGAUGUGACGUUCUUUGGAGACACAGUGAGCCAGGAAAAGGUGGAUUUUGUGCACCAACGGCUGGCAGAGUCAGACUCCAUGCUGGUGGCAGGAUCCUCUAUGCAGGUGUACUCUGGUUACAGGUUUGCGCUGGCAGCCAGAGAGAAGCAGCUGCCAAUAGCAGUCCUCAACAUUGGGCCCACGAGGUUAGAUCACUUUGCAUCCCUCAAGCUGAAUUCCCGCUGUGGAGAGCUGCUGCCUUUAAUAGAUGCACACUGAGCCAACGAGCUGAGCAGCAGUGGCUAUCAGGGGUAAAAUUCUUUCUACAAGGUGGGUACCUCCCGGGGCAGUCACCUUAAAGGGUAAGAAUGUGGGUUUAAAUAGCCAGCAGAUGCUGGAGCUGAACUGAAAUCCAUUCAGACAACUCAAGUCCAUUCAGAGCAUCGGAGCCUGGCUGCAUCUUCCCACCUGUUCCUGGGGUGCUCAGGUGGGCCGUGGUGCCACCUCCUGCCAUCAUGGACAACCAUGAGGGUGCUCCCAGUCCAUCUGGCACAGUGGCAGAGCUGCAGGGGAUCAUCUGCAGAUUCAGAGAACGUGAUCAGUGCUGGUGCCUUUGCACGCUGCAAUCUUUCUUGGUAGCAGCGCGGGUUCCUGAGGGUUUCUCGAGUCCCUGCUGAUUUGAAAGCUGUGCCUGGUUGAACUGAUCUGGUUCAUCAAAACACCGCUGUUGUGAAAUGUGAAUAAUGUAAAUGUAAUGUAAAUGUAAUGUAAAUUUCAUCUGUAAAGCAGCUUCUUCUCUCCAUUCCUGCAGGACUUCAUCUCUCCACAGGGGAAUUACUUCGGUCUGAAGGGCAGCCAUCAGAUCUUUACACAUGGCACCCGGUGAUGCCAGGAGAGGGCAGCAAGCCUCACACAUGUCAGCCUGACAGUUUUCUGCACUGAAACCAUCUCCACUUAACAAGGAAGGAGAAGAAUGAUGAAAAGGAGGGAGUUUUUUUUGCCUUCCCUUACUGUGUAAACAGUUCCUUUUCUUUGCAUUCACUGGCAGAGGACCGGACUGGCACAGGAUAUUCAGACAUCUGAGAACAAAAUACUUUUUUUUUUCCUUUUUUUUUUUUAAAUAGUUGUGAAGAAUGGAGGACAGGGAGUUUGACAGAGUUGCUCCACACAGAACAGCACAGGAGAGUGAUAUGGAACACCCAGUACCAGCUGGAUCCCAGGUCAUUUGUGGGCAAACAUGGAGCAUACAGAGAGGGUAAAAGAGGCAAAAAGAACUGCACAGUUGUCAUUCCCCCCAGAAAUGGAUCAAAAGAGGAGCUGAACAAGAAUACUGCUCUUGUAAUAAAUUAUUUGAAAGCACGGGCUACAGAGCUGAUACCAGCAAGGAGGGGAAGUCAGCACUGCUCUAACUGCCAGCUGAACUGCUUACUAUCAACCUUUUAAAAAUGGCAUAUUGUUGAGAUGCCAGAGGAUUUAGUUUCAGCUAAUCUGACCGGAGCUGCUUUCAGUGUCACUGCUGCCUUUUCAAAACUGCAUUUCUAAAAGGUGUUAUUUAAUUAAUGAAUAGCUAAGUAGCAAAUUAAAAUUGUUUACGUGACUGUUUCUA